Lampris incognitus (smalleye Pacific opah) is the source of this 7105-nucleotide messenger RNA. It is a transcript of the gene tanc2a, whose product is annotated as tetratricopeptide repeat, ankyrin repeat and coiled-coil containing 2a. NCBI's taxonomy places the organism in Eukaryota, Metazoa, Chordata, Actinopteri, Lampriformes, Lampridae. Gene Ontology annotation, biological process: regulation of dendritic spine morphogenesis. The record is from RefSeq and is a predicted model, not a curated record. Gene Ontology annotation, molecular function: protein binding. Gene Ontology annotation, cellular component: dendritic spine. The transcript is spliced from 24 exons. The coding region runs from base 1 to 4551 and encodes 1516 amino acids.
AUGGAGGAAGCCACUAGCUCCGCCCACCUGGAGGACCUGGCUUACCUGGAUGAGCAGCAGAGACACACCCCCUUAAGAACCUCCCUCAGAAUGCCCAGACAGAACUCUGGGACUCGUAGUCAACAAGACCACAGAGUUCAGUUCACGCCAUACCGGCCCCCGGACAUCGCUCUAAAGCCCCUCCUCUUUGAAGUCCCCAGCCUGACCACUGAUUGGCUCUUCACCAGGAGGGAAUGGCUAUUCCAGGAAGUGGAUACUCGUCUCUGCGGUGACGACCCAACAGCAAAAAGGGGCGUGGUGAUUGUCGGCAAUGUAGGUUUUGGCAAAACCACCAUAAUCUCUCGCCUGGUUGCUCUCAGUUGCCAUGGAAAUCACAUGAAGCAAACGGCCUCAGAUGGACCGCAUGCAGCAUCCAAAUAUGGGGAGUCUGUCUCCCUCGCCCAUGGUUCUCUGGGCCAAGGAAGUUGUUCAGGAACUUCAGAUCUAAGGAGACAACAGGAGGAGGCACUGGGGAGAUUGGCAGCACAGGUUGUGUCCUAUCAUUACUGUCAGGCUGAUAACACCUUUACCUGUCUGGUUCCUGAGUUUGUCCACAACAUGGCGGCACUGCUGUGCCACGCCCCCCAGCUCUCGGCCUAUCACGAGCUCCUUCUGCGGGAGCCACACCUACAGAGCAUGCUCAGUCUGCGCUCCUGUGUCCAGGACCCCACUGCUGCCCUCAGGACAGGAAUCCUGGAACCUCUGGACUCCUUGUACAGAGACAGUCGGCCUGGUAAUGGGGAGGGAUCUCUUGUUCUAAUUGAUGGUCUGAAUGAGGCGGAGUUCCAUAAACCUGACUACGGUGACACCGUGACUUCCUUCUUGUCUGCAAACAUCAACCACUUCCCUUCCUGGUUAAGGGUCAUAGCUACAGUCAGAACAUCUCACCAGGACAUCACUGGUUCUUUACCUUUUCAUCAUGUCUCUCUGGACAGAAUGGAGGAGAACGACUUCAUCGACCAGGACCUGCAGGGUUACCUAAUGCAGCGUAUCCACGGCAGUAGCGAGAUCCAGAGCAAUGUGUCUCUAAGCAACGGUCGCCUGGACAACACCGCUGUGGCCAAGCUGAGUGCCCACCUGAAGGCUCUGAGUGGCGGCUCCUACCUGUACCUCAAACUGACCCUGGACCUGAUCCAGAGAGGCUUCCUGGUCCUCAAGAGUUCCAGCUUCAAGGUGGUUCCUGUCAGUCUAGCGGAGGUGUAUCUGUUGCAGUUAAACCUUCGUUUUCCCACCGAAUCCUCCUUCCAGAAAGUUCUGCCCAUCCUCAAUGUGGCUGUCGCCUCCCUGCACCCCCUCACUGACCAACAGCUGUUUGCAGUCCUGAAUGCGGGGGCGCUGCGGGGCGGUCUGCUGGAUUGGGAGGACUUCACCCAACGUCUGGACCAGCUGUCUCCAUUCCUGGUCCGCCGCAGGGACGGCAGCCGCAUGUUCAUCCACCCAUCGUUCAGAGAGUGGCUCAUCUGGAGAGAAGAGGGAGAGAAAAACAAGUUUCUUUGUGACCCCAGGAGUGGUCAUAUGCUGCUUGCCUUCUGGUUUUCCAGACAGGAGAAGCUGAACAGACAGCAGACGGUGGAGCUUGGACACCACAUCCUGAAAGCACACAUCUUUAAGGGGCUAAGCAAGAAAGUCGGGGUCUCCUCAUCGGUUCUGCAGGGCCUUUGGGUGUCAUACAGCACUGAGGGUCUCAGUAGCGCCCUGGCCUCUUUACGCAACCUAUACACUCCCAAUAUAAAGGUGAGUCGGUUGCUGAUAAUGGGUGGAGCCGAUGUGGACUACCGCACUGAGGUCCUGAACAAUGCCCCCUUGCUGUGUGUCCAUGCCCACCUGGGCUACAGUGAUGCCCUCCACCUGCUGCUGGAGCAUGGAGCUCAGGUGGAUAGUCAGUCAGACAGCUGUGUGACCGCACUCUGCUUUGCUGCUGCUGCAGGACAUUUAACCAUCGUCAAAACACUGUGUCAGCGCAACGCUAAGAUAGACCAUUUGGACAGGUCCGGUCAGUGUGCAUUGGUUCAUGCAGCUCUACGGGGACACCUAGAGGUGGUGGACUUCCUGCUGCAGACUGAGUGGAAAUACAGCCAGGGGGUGCCAAUUACCAAGAGCCAGGCAGUACAGCAGGCCCUCAUCGCUGCUGCUAGCAUGGGCUUUGCAGAGAUUGUGUCCUACUUGUUAGACUUCCCAGAGAAAGAUGAGGAGGUGGAGGAGAGAGCUCAGAUCAACAACUACGAUUCCCUGUGGGGAGAAACAGCUCUCUCAGUGUGUUCUGCUCAGGGGCAGGUUGAUGUCUGCAGGUUGUUGUUGGAACAAGGAGCUUCUGUCCUGAAGCCAAACAGACGAGGACUUCUGCCGCUCUUCAGUGCUGUUAGACAGGGCCACUGGCAGAUAGCAGAGUUGUUACUAAAUCAUGGCGCAGAUGUCAACAUGGCUGACAAACAGGGAAGAACUCCUCUGAUGAUGGCAGCCUCAGAGGGACAUCUGAACACUGCCGAGUUUUUGCUAGACCAUGGAGCCUCCCUCAGCCCCACAGAUAAGGAGGGGCUGACAGCACUGAGCUGGGCAUGUUUGAAGGGUCAUCCCCUGUUGGUUAGAACGUUCGUGGAGAGGGGCGGGGCCACAGCUCACACUGACAAGAGUGGCCGCACCCCUUUAGACCUGGCCGCCUUCUAUGGUGACCCGGAUGUGGUCCAGUACUUGGUGGACCAUGGUGCAAUGGUGGAACAUGUUGACUCCAGUGGGAUGAGACCGUUGGACCGGGCCGUGGGAUGUCGUAACACCUCGGUGGUCGUCGCUCUGCUCAGGAAAGGAGCCAAGAUAGGGCCAGCUACCUGGGCGAUGGCAACCUCUAAACCAGACAUCAUGAUGGUUCUGCUCAGUAAACUCAUGGAGGAAGGAGACUCAUUCUACAAGAGGGGGAAGGUGAGGGAGGCAGCCCAGCGUUACCAGUAUGCACUGAAGAAGUUUCCCAGAGAAGGUUUCCAUGAGGACCUGAAGGCCUUCAGAGAACUCAAAGUCUCUCUGCUGCUCAACCUGUCUCGCUGUCGACGCAAGAUGAAUGACUUUGGCCUGGCUGAGGAGUGUGCCACCAGGGCUCUAGAGUUGAAGGCCAAUUGCUACGAGGCCUUUUACACACGAGCCCGUGCCAAACGCAGCAGCAGGCAGUUCCACGAAGCCCUGGAGGACCUGAUUGAGGCCAGCCGCCUGUGUCCAUCCAACAGUGAGAUCCAGCGCUUAUUGGCCCGCGUGGAGGAAGAGUGUCGGCAUCCCCCUCCUUCAUCACAUCGGCAGCAGCAUCAUCAUCAACACCAUCAGUCCACUUCUAACACGGAGAGACGCCCCCUGGAGGUGGAGCUUCAUGCAAUCCAGACUGCAGACUCUGCGGAGGGGGAGACAGCGGAAGAGGUGGGGUUUGUAGAGGGAGAGGCUCCUCCCCUCUCCCCUUCCCCGCCUCACUGUCAGUACCGCUCCAGCUCCAUGUCCGACCAAUAUCAACCCCCCCGACCUAAACCCAGUUCCCACCCCCUGAAGAUGGGGCUGGUUCAAGGCCACUGGCUCCAGCCGGCCAAAGCACAGAUUGUCAAGAACAACCAGCCCACCUCCUCGACUCAGUCCAGUGCCAUUCAGUUCAGUUCUGCCUACUCGCAGAUGGCCCACUCCAUAUCUGCCCUCCUGCCCCCGGACUUGGCUGAGCUGGGGAAGGACCUCUACUCGUCUGCCCCGGAUGGGAGAAACUCUCCCCAGUAUAUGCGGCCUAGUCCGCAGGUCCAGGCUAGCUCAAGUUCUGGAGCUUUAUACCCGCAGGACAGUUCGACCUUUGACCUGGGCCGACAGCUCAGACCCUCAACAGCGUAUGGGAGAGGAGGAGUAGGAGGCAGAGAGAGGGCGGGGUUAAAUGAAUUAGGCCCAGCCCCUCAGAUUAGUCGCAGCCAAUCAACAGUGGCUUAUAACUAUGUGGAGGUCCCCGUUAAGCCGGAGUCACAUCACCACCACCAGAGGGCUCCACGUCACCCAAUAAGCAGCCAUCCCUCCCUCUCCUCUGCACCUCCCCCCAGUCCCCUCCUUUACUCCUACAGCUCUACCCAGCAAAUGAAAUUACCACUGGAGGGGGGAGUCACUGGUUAUCAUCAUAAUCUGUCCUCGAUGUCCCCACCCCAGUCAGACUGGUGCAUGCUAGGGGUCGGGACUUACCCUGGAGAAGCAUCCCGUUCAUCCAAGAACAUUCCUUUUAUGGGCAUGAUUGACAAGAAUUCCAGGGUGCACAAGCAGUAUCAGCAGCAGGCCCCUCCCACGUCUUCCUGUCCCGCCUCCUCUCGGUCCUGGACCGUGUCUUCAUUGGACACAGUGGUCAGCUCCCCUGCUACGUCAACUAGCAACACACCUGUCAAUCAGAGAAGCUACAGCCAAGCAUCACCUUCAUCCAUUGCCUUUUACAACCACAGCAACAACGCCCACAGCCACAAGACAGGCCCCACCUCCCCCGUCAAACCCAAGAGACCUUUUGUAGAGUCCAAUGUGUAACGAAAGAGAAAGGCGUCAUCGGACAUCGGACAUUUUUAGGAGCGAGGAGAUGAAGAGGAGUAUAAUUUGCAGUUGCAUAUGAACACAGAGAACUUUCCCUGAGGAACUUCCUGUAACCCACAAUGCACUGCUGUGUUCCUGUCCCUGCAGAGAGAAGACGACUCCUAAAAUUCUACCUAUGUAUUUUCUUAAGUUCAGACGAAGGAUUUCUCUUCUGGAAGAAGGAGAGCGUAGCUUAAGACGCCGCUGUCCUCAGAGGACCGUGUGUGUUUUGUUCCAGAGAGUUCCAUCAGGUCAUAUCAGUCUCAUGCAUCACAGGUAGGCCCACAGCCCUCUGAGGGUCCUGACCCACAGUUUCAGAAACCAGAGAAGAGUUGGAAAACAGAACAUCGAUGCUCAGCACAUGUGGUUUGAAGACGACAGCUGUAUAUACGUGAUUUAAGCAAAGGAUAUUUAUCUUUAAGUUAUGUCUAAUAUUCUGUAUACCUUGAUUUUUACUGAAAGUUGUACAUCUCUGAGGACUUGUGGUCAAACCUUCUGAAGGUUUUCACUCCAAGGAAGUUUUUGUUAAUUUAACAAUCCUGUUUACAUCUUUUAAAAAAUACCAGCAACUUAUUUAUUUUCUUCUUUUUAUUGACUGAACCUGCUCUGUUCAUACCUCCUUUCAGACCGCCUUUUCAUGUGAGCCGUUGAGUUGUUAUUUUGGUCCAGACUCGGCAUCUGAUUCUGGACUGGCAGACUCUGGACUGAGCUCUGUGGACGACUUGUACAGACCCCGGUCUUCAUCUUCUAGUUACCUGUACGGUUUCACUGAGCUCUGUGGACGACUUGUACAGACCCCGGUCUUCAUCUUCUGGUUACCUGUACGGUUUCACUGAGCUCUGUGGACGACUUGUACAGACCCCCGGUCUUCAUCUUCUGGUUACCUGUACCUGUACGGUUUCACUGAGCUCUGUGGAGGACUUGUACAGACCCCCGGUCUUCAUCUUCUGGUUACCUGUACGGUUUCACUGAGCUCUGUGGAUGACUUGUACAGACCCCCCGGUCUUCAUCUUCUGGUUACCUGUACGGUUUCACUGAGCUCUGUGGAUGACUUGUACAGACCCCCGGUCUUCAUCUUCUGGUUACCUGUACGGUUUCACUGAGCUCUGUGGAUGACUUGUACAGACCCAGUCUUCAUCUUCUGGUUACCUGUACGGUUUCACUGAGCUCUGUGGACAAAUUGCACAGACCCCCGGUCUUCAUCUUCUGGUUACCUGUAUGGUUUCACUGAACUCUGUGGGCAACUUGGACAGACCCCCGGUCUUCAUCUUCUGUUUACCUGUACCUGUACGGUUUCACUGAGCUCUGUGGACAACUUGGACAGACCCCCGGUCUUCAUCUUCUGGGAGGUUAAUGUUUUUGCCUCAAACUAUCAUUUACAAAUUCCCUUCUGGAAAACAUUCCAGUGAAAUUUUCCAGCACAUGGAAAGAUGCAACAAGGUGUUUUUCUUCUGUUACAGAAGACAAAUAUUCCAGAAAAUUCCCGAUCUCUCGUGUGUUUGUUCACGCUGGGAUUUAUUUACAAUUUUUCUUUUUCCAUAGCACAUUCUGUUGAUUCCAGGAAGUUUUAAAGAAACACCAACGGCCCGGACCAUCAGAAAGCCUGCGCUGAUAUGUAAUAGCACCACCAACAGGAAGAACUGUCAGUUUUCCAAGAUGGGCAGGACUACUACAUAGUACAGCCCAAUGGACAUCCAAUCAGGAAACCUGGACCAGGAAAUUGCUUUUUUUUUUCUUCAGAGGAAAUCUGUUUUUAUUUUCUGAUGUAUACAUUUCUCCCAUUCUCAAUCUGACCCAAAGAGACCUGCAGAGACCUACAGAGACCUACAGAGAGCGAGAGAGAGUGAGAGAGAGAAUGGGGGGGAUGAUAAUUAACUCACAUAAGUGACCUAAAAGACACUACAGUCUCUCAGACCGAUAGACCAAAUCACGUCUGUUACAGGAUGUCUGUCUCUCUCUCUCUCUCUCUCUCUCUCUCUCUCUCUCUCUCUCUCUCUCUCUCUCUCUCUCUCUCUCUCUCUCUCUCUCUCUCUCUAGUUCCUGGUUGGUUAAACUCUACAGUUUUUCUUAUAACUUAUAAUAACUGGCACUGUUCACCAAGAGGUGCGUCUGGGACCCGUUUGGCAUACACAUGCACAGUUUAAGGACCACUGCCGCCGCCUCCUCCUCCUCCUCUUCUUCUUCUUCUUCGGUGGAGAGAAGCUGUCAGGGUGUGGGGGAGGGCAGGGUAUGAACUGUACAUGAAUGUAUGAUGUAACAUGUAAACUAUAAUGUGAUUUGUGAAGGAUAAUAAUGAUGAUCAUAAUAAAUGUAAUAAAAGAACAACAUGUUUUAAGCUUUCUAAACUCUCCACACUGCUGCGUCACACCCAUACAGAAUUUUCAUCCACAAAGAUGGAUGGAAACCGUUAUAAAAAGUAAAUGACUACUGAAUGUCAUUCUUAAAAGCUUAGACAGACAGAAUCUGAUGUGGGCCAGAAAGUUGAAACAAGAUUAAACCAGUGUAAAACAGA